Drosophila serrata is the source of this 1170-nucleotide messenger RNA. RefSeq names its product transmembrane protein fates-shifted (gene fsd). Gene Ontology annotation, biological process: regulation of protein stability. NCBI's taxonomy places the organism in Eukaryota, Metazoa, Arthropoda, Insecta, Diptera, Drosophilidae. Gene Ontology annotation, cellular component: SCF ubiquitin ligase complex. Gene Ontology annotation, molecular function: protein binding. The record is from RefSeq and is a predicted model, not a curated record.
UAUUUUUAAUUUAUCAUAUAUCGAUACAUUAAUGUAUUUUUCCCAUCCCUAAUGAUGGGCAAAACAUGAGUUUGGAUGCCGAAAAUGUUGAUGAUUUUAUACAAAACAAACUUUUCCGCACCCGGGGGAAAUGUGCUAUUUAUGCCCGCCAAUCUGAUGUUUUCGUCGCGGUGAAGCAGAAGCCAACGCUCCGAGCCACUGCACCCACUCUGUCCAUGGCGGAGAGCGGGGUGAUUAAUGUGCGGCACGACAUUUGGUUCCACAUAGCCAUGCACAUCGAUCCGGAGGAUGUGCAGGCGUUCGCUCUGAUAUGCAGGGAGACUGCACGGUUGGUGGCCUCUCGAGCCUUCUGGCGGAAUAUGUACCGGCGCCACUGCACCGGCGUCACCUCGGGUUGGAACCUGGAGCUGCCCGCCCAGCUGCAGCUCGAGCAGAUACGCAACUGUGAUACACGAGCCUUGAGAUCGCUGGUCAUCGAGGCACUCUUUCACUGCCACCGACCUCUAAAGGUCCGCGUGGAGCUGGGCUACCACCUGGACUGGCUGCUGGAGCGCGUCUUCGUGUCCUGCUGGCAGAAGCAGUACCAGUGUCUGUGGAUAAUGUGCUACAAGUUCUGGAACCGCCAGCCGUAUGUGCAAAUGCGUGAAGAAUCGGAGGAGGAUAAGGAACACUGCCAAGUAGUCAACGAUUGGGAGGCUCUGGUCGAAGACGAUGCGGGGGACCAAUUGGCUCCUGCUCAGGGAAAUACCAAUGAGGGAGUCGUUCUGUUGAUUGUCCUGUGCCGCCAGUUUGUGCCCACGCCCUCGCAGCUUUCGUAUGGCCAGCAGGGAGCCCGUUAUCGUCUGCGUGCCACCCGGGAACUCCUCUGCACGGACAUGUGGGCCAAGAAUCUAGAGCUGGACUUUGCCGAGGACAGAAGUCAAAGUGUGUCCGUGACCGUGAAGUAUCCUCGCAUCUCAAAGUACAAAGUAUUGCCCUGGUGGCAUCCAGAUUUCCAGAGAUUCGUGAAAUAGACUCAUCCAUCCCGUACCUGAAGCCUCGCCUUAUCUGCCCUUACUGCUGCAGGUCAUCACCACUGAGUUUGUUAUCUGCUCGCGAACACUAUUUAUGUACUUGUUCUGUCGUUAUCUCGAGAGCUACUUUCUGUACCAAGAAACAAGUGUAUCGACA